GCGGGCAUCGGAUCACCAGGUAUGACAGCGGGCACUGGGUCACCAGGCAUCAGGUCAUUUGGCUUGCCAACGGGCACCGCGUCAUCUGGCAAGGCAGUGGGCACCGGGUCACCAGGCAUUGGAUCGUCUGGCUCGACAGCGGGCAUCGGGGUCACCAGGUAUGACAGCGGGCACUGGGUCACCAGGCAUCAGGUCAAUUGGCUUGCCAGCGGGCACCGCGUCAUCUGGCAAGGCAGUGGGCACCGGGUCACCAGGCAUUGGAUCGUCUGGCUCGACAGCGGGCAUCGGGUCACCAGGCAUCAGGUCAUUUGGCUCGCCAGCGGGCACCACGUCAUCUGGCAAGGCAGUGGGCACCGAGUCACCAGGUACGACAGCGGGCUCUGAGUCAAUUGGCACGACAGCGGGCACCGGAUCAGGUACCGGAUCAUCUGGAUCAACAGCGGGGCAUCGAGUCAACUGGC
This is a messenger RNA of Staurois parvus, 461 nucleotides long. The record is from the annotation of a GenBank genome assembly. Lineage: Eukaryota; Metazoa; Chordata; Amphibia; Anura; Ranidae.